AUGGACGCGCCGCGGGGCAUCGGCACCUUCGUGGUGUGGGACUACGUGGUGUUCGCCGCGAUGCUGCUCAUCUCCGCCGCCAUCGGCAUCUACUACGCCUUCGUGGGGGGCGGCCAGCAGACCUCCAAGGACUUCUUGAUGGGCGGCCGCAGCAUGACAGCCGUGCCCGUGGCGCUGUCCCUCACCGCCAGCUUCAUGUCGGCCGUCACCGUCCUGGGCACCCCCUCGGAGGUCUACCGUUUUGGGGCCAUAUUCAGCAUCUUUGCCAUCACUUACUUCUUCGUGGUGGCCAUCAGCGCGGAGGUCUUCCUCCCGGUGUUCUACAAACUGGGAAUUACCAGCACCUACGAGUAUUUAGAGCUUCGAUUUAACAAAUGUGUUCGUCUCUGUGGAACAGUCCUCUUCAUUGUUCUAACGAUUCUCUAUACUGGAAUUGUUAUUUAUGCCCCUGCCCUGGCUUUGAAUCAAGUCACAGGAUUUGAUCUGUGGGGUGCAGUAGUGGCGACAGGUGUGGUCUGCACAUUCUACUGCACACUGGGUGGUCUUAAAGCAGUUGUCUGGACAGAUGUUUUUCAAGUUGGGAUCAUGGUAGCUGGAUUUGCAUCUGUGAUUAUACAGGCUGUAGUGAUUCAAGGUGGGAUCAGCACUAUUCUAAAUGAUGCCUAUAAUGGUGGAAGAUUGAACUUCUGGAAUUUUAAUCCUAACCCUUUGCAAAGACAUACAUUCUGGACAAUUGUUAUAGGAGGGACCUUCACAUGGACCAGCAUCUAUGGUGUCAACCAAUCCCAAGUGCAGAGAUAUAUUGCCUGUAAAAGCAGAUUCCAGGCAAAAAUGUCUCUCUACAUCAAUCUUCUGGGACUCUGGGCAAUCCUCACCUGCUCAGUGCUUUGUGGGCUCGCCCUAUAUUCCAGGUACCAUGACUGUGAUCCUUGGACAGCCAAGAAAGUGUCUGCACCAGACCAGCUCAUGCCUUAUUUGGUACUGGACAUUCUACAAGAUUAUCCGGGUCUUCCUGGACUUUUUGUGGCCUGUGCUUACAGUGGAACAUUAAGCACAGUGUCCUCCAGUAUUAAUGCCUUAGCAGCAGUAACUGUGGAAGAUCUAGUUAAACCUCACUUCAGAUCACUCUCAGAAAGGUCUCUCUCUUGGAUUUCCCAAGGACUGAGUGUGAUGUUUGGAGCUCUGUGUAUUGGAAUGGCUGCACUGGCAUCACUAAUGGGAGCUUUGCUGCAGGCAGCCCUCAGUAUAUUUGGCAUGAUUGGUGGACCACUUCUGGGCUUGUUUGCUUUGGGCAUUUUGGUUCCCUUUGCCAACUCAAUUGGAGCACUUGCUGGUCUUCUGGCUGGAUUUGUUGUUUCUUUGUGGGUAGGAAUUGGAGCACAACUGUAUCCUCCACUGCCUGAGAGAACUAUGCCACUAAGCCUUGAAACCUAUGGCUGUAACAGCACAUACAAUGUGACAAAUUGGGUGACAACCACAGAAAUGCCAUUUUCUACUAGUGCUUUUCAAGUAUAUGGUGCUGAAAGGACUCCACUGAUGGAUAACUGGUAUUCUUUAUCAUAUCUCUACCUCAGCACUCUUGGAACUUUGGUAACAUUAUUCAUGGGAAUGCUAAUCAGUUUACCAACAGGAGGAAGAAAACAAAACUUAGACCGCAGAUUCCUACUAACCAAAGAGGACUUUCUUUCCAAUUUUGACAUUUUUAAGAAAAAGAAGCAUACUUUAAGCUAUAAAUCUCAUCCGAUAGAAGAUGGUGGAACUGAUAACCCUGCCUUCAACCAUAUUGAAUUGAACUUCACAGACCAAAGUGGCAAGAUCAAUGGGACUCGUUUGUGA
Molecule: messenger RNA, 1836 nt
Organism: Prionailurus viverrinus (fishing cat)
Lineage: Eukaryota; Metazoa; Chordata; Mammalia; Carnivora; Felidae
Gene: SLC5A8
Product: solute carrier family 5 member 8
Exons: 15
Coding region: 1-1836 (611 amino acids)
Biological process (GO): sodium ion transport; propanoate transmembrane transport
Cellular component (GO): membrane
Molecular function (GO): organic acid:sodium symporter activity
Source: RefSeq, a predicted model, not a curated record